Dipodomys spectabilis (banner-tailed kangaroo rat) is the source of this 1768-nucleotide messenger RNA. RefSeq names its product prolyl 3-hydroxylase family member 4 (inactive) (gene P3h4). Gene Ontology annotation, cellular component: endoplasmic reticulum. The record is from RefSeq and is a predicted model, not a curated record. Gene Ontology annotation, biological process: peptidyl-lysine hydroxylation; collagen fibril organization. Gene Ontology annotation, molecular function: protein binding; collagen binding. The coding region runs from base 27 to 1394 and encodes 455 amino acids. The transcript has 8 exons. NCBI's taxonomy places the organism in Eukaryota, Metazoa, Chordata, Mammalia, Rodentia, Heteromyidae.
CCGGGCACCUCGGGGCGCCGGCGGGCAUGGCUUGGGCGGCGUGGGGGCUGCUGUGGCUUCUGCUAGGCAGCGCCGGGGCGCAGUACGAGAAGUACAGUUUCCGGGGCUUCCCGCCCGAGGACCUGAUGCCCCUGGCCGCGGCCUACGGCCACGCGCUCGAGCUGUACGAGGGCGAGAACUGGCGGGAGAGCGCGCGCUACCUGGAGGCGGCGCUGCGGCUGCACCGGCUGCUGCGGGACAGCGAGGCCUUCUGCCACGCCAACUGCAGCGGCCCGGGGCCGCCCUCGACCCCGCUGCCGUCCCCGCCCGAGCCGGGCCCCGCGGGCAGCGCCGAUCACCAUCUCCCCGAGGGCGGCGAGGGCGAGGGCGACGGCUGGGCGCAGGAGCUGCGGCUCUUCGGCCACGUCCUGGAGCGGGCCGCCUGCCUGCGGCGCUGCAAGCGGGCGCUGCCCGCCUUCCAGGUACCCUACCCGCCGCGGCAGCUGCUGCGCGACUUCCAGAGCCGCCUGCCCUACCAGUACCUGCACUAUGCCUUGUUCAAGGCUAACCGGCUGGAGAAGGCGGUGGCUGCGGCCUACACCUUCCUCCAGAGGAACCCAAAGCACGAGCUGACCGCCAAAUAUCUCAACUACUACCGGGGGAUGCUGGACAUCGCGGACGAGUCCCUCACCGAUCUAGAAGCCCAGCCCUACGAGGCUGUGUUCCUCCGAGCUGUGAAACUCUACAACAGCGGCGAUUUCCGCGGCAGCACGGAGGACAUGGAGCGCGCCCUGGCCGAAUACCUGACCGUCUUUGCCCGGUGUCUGGCUGGCUGCGAGGGGACUCACGAGCAAGUGGACUUCAAAGAUUUCUACCCAGCCAUAGCAGAUCUCUUCGCAGAGUCCCUGCAGUGCAAGGUGGACUGUGAGGCCAAUUUGACCCCCAAUGUGGGCGGGUACUUCGUGGACAAGUUUGUGGCUACCAUGUAUCACUACCUCCAGUUUGCCUACUACAAGUUGAAUGAUGUGCGUCAGGCUGCCCGAAGUGCCGCCAGCUACAUGCUCUUUGACCCCCAGGACAACGUCAUGCAGCAGAACCUAGUUUAUUACCGCUUCCACCGGGCUCGCUGGGGUCUGGAAGAGGAGGACUUUCAGCCCCGGGAGGAGGCCAGGCUCUACCACAACCAGACCACUGAGCUUCGGGAGCUGCUGGAGUUCACACACAUGUAUCUGCAGUCAGAUGACGAGAUGGAACUGGAGGAGACAGAACUAGCCGUGAAGCCCGAGGAGCCCCCAUCUGAUGCUGAGUUUGAGGGAGAGGGAGACUACGAGGAAGGCCUCUACGCCGACUGGUGGCAGGAGCCAGAUGCCAAGGGUGACGAGGCGGAGGCUGAACCAGAGCCGGAACUGGCAUGAGAAUGGUGUUUCUCCAUCUCCGCUUCCCCUAAGAGCUCCGGAUGCCUGGGCAGCAGCAAGACCUAUUUAUUAAAAAUUUAAAAGUGGACACAGCUGGCCAGGCUCCCAUAAUGCCCCGCCUUGUGAGGGCUGUUCCCCAGACUCCAUCUUGCUUCUCCUGUAUCUCUGGACCACAGGAUGGGGACAGCGCUACAGGCAGGCAAGGGAGCAGUGGUGGUCUCCCUUCCCUGCUGCUACCCCCACCGCUGACUGGAAGUUUCAGCCUAAAUUGCUGAGGACAGUGUGGGGUCAAAAAGACCAUGGGACAUGGAGUUUUGGCACUCAAUAAAUGCCAGGGUAGGUGCUCAAUAAAAGUUUAUUGUUGGAUGACUCCA